Messenger RNA from Capsicum annuum, 468 nucleotides. RefSeq lists its product as uncharacterized. The transcript has a single exon. The coding region runs from base 1 to 468 and encodes 155 amino acids. The record is from RefSeq and is a predicted model, not a curated record. NCBI's taxonomy places the organism in Eukaryota, Viridiplantae, Streptophyta, Magnoliopsida, Solanales, Solanaceae.
AUGGUGAUUGACAGUAAUUCCUCUUCAAUUGAUAGUGUUGAUGCUAGUGGAUCGCGGCAAGCAGCGAAUUCUCAAUCACCUACAUUUUUUUAUUUGCUUGAUCCUCUAUUUUUACAAUCAUCCGAUGUUUCUGGCGUUAAUCUAGCUCACUAUGUUCUCACUGGUAUGGAAAACUAUAUCCUCUGGAGCAAAUCAAUGCGCGCUGCUUUACUUGGAAAGAACAAAAUUGGUUUUUUAGAUGGUACAUGCAAAAAUGAGAUGUAUGAAGGUCAAAUGGCAUGCUGGUGGGAGCUUGUGAAUGUGAUUGUGCUUUUCUGGAUCAUGAGCUCAAUUUUGAAGGAUUUAGUGAAUGGAAUUGUGUAUUAUUCCAAUGCUCACAAGGUUUGGAUGGACAUCAAAGAGUGUUUUGAUAAGGUGAAUGCUACCAAAAUCUAUCAUGUGCAUAGAGGAAUUGCUACACUUGUUUAA